CCAUGUUGGUUGAGGGCGGCGGGGAGGCGGGCUCUCCUCGUCUCCGGCAGCGCGGCGGCGCCAUUUGUCGCCGCGAUCGCCGCACGCGGAGAGGCGUGGCGCGAGGCGGACGUCGGACGUUUUUUGAUUCAAAGCUAGACGACCGCGAUUCAGUUAGGCGACGCCGUUGUAUUUUUCCCCCUGCGAGAACUCGACCAGGAGAUAAGACAGGGCAUCCCGGCCUCCCCCGAGACGCUCCGAGCGGAGGAAGCAGCGCCGUUCCCCCCCGUUCUCCGCGCUGCAUUCGCCUCCCGCCGCCGCCCGCACGCGACAUGGCGCCGCCCGCCUCGCCCGGCCCCGCCCCGCCCUCCUGGCUCCCACGUGACGCGACGCCGGCGCCGCCAUCUUGAGUGAGGGCAAUGAGGCCUCCUCCGUAACUUGAGUGCGGGGAUGCCAAGGAGAAGGAAGACCGCAGAGGGCCCUGACUCUCGAGGUCAGGAUGGAGAAGAAGAGGAGGAAGAGAAGGGGCGUGCAGCCAAUGCCAAGAAGAAACGCAGCUUUGUGGACGCGUUUAUUGUUAUAUCUGACAGCGAUGGAGAGCAGGAGUCAAAGGAAGACAGCGGAUUGCAAACGAAAAGAGCAAAACAGCAGCUGGAUAGAACGAAGUUUGCUGCUAAAAGAAAAAUUGCACAGAUGACUGAAGAGGAACAGUUUGCACUGGCCCUGAAAAUGAGUGAGCAAGAAGCCAGACAAGUGAACUGUCAGGAAGAGGAGGAAGAGGAACUCUUGAGGAAGGCCAUUGCUGAGAGCCUAAAUAGCUGUCAGCCCUUGGAUUCCUCCAGUGCAACCCCGCAGUUGUCUGUGGAAAUGCUGGACACACAAGGCCAAAGCCACCCCGCUGAGCAAGAGGGCUGUGGGAUCCUGGGAGGCCUGGCGCCUUGCCCUGACACCCCCUGCUCCAAGGGCAGCUCCCACUCACAGAGCAGCAAAGCUGAUGGGAGUGGACAGAUGGAUGUUGCCCGGAGCCCCCUGGUAGUGUUGAGGAGGUUAAGCCAGGAAAUCGUUGAAAGCUCACUAGUAUCCAGCAUAAUCGUGUCUCCGGGGAAGAACCAGCCUUUGACAAGGUCAAGUGAAAAGUCUUCCUCGCCACCUAAGAAUGAUUCUAGUAACGUGUUACCCAGCACCCUGAGAGAGGACCUCAUCUCCUUGAGUCCCACCUUUGGCAGGGUUCCUUCAGGUUCCUGGCAGCUGACACCUCGGAGACUGUUCACAGGCCCCUCUGGCUCUUCCAAAGCAGCAGACCACAAACCACAAGAGAAGCCCCUGCCCUGCUCUGGCCAUUCUGUGGGAGAAGCCAGUGCUGGGAGCUCAGCCCAGCUCUUGAAGAGCUGUACCACAGAGCAGAGUGGCAGCCCCAGGAUGAGUGGUUCAGGGACAGGUACUAAGCACACCCAAAAGUCCAGGCACGCUGCCAUGGUCUGUGUUACCACAGAGCAAGCAGAGCAGAAUGAGGUGUCCAACUCUUCUCCUGAGCUUUGCAUGCUGAAUGUGGCAGAGGAGAAGCACAAGGAGGAGGAGGUGAGAGACACGGUGCACUAUUACUGGGGAAUCCCAUUCUGCCCCAAAGGAGUGGACCCCAACCAGUACACCAGUGUCAUCUUGUGUCAGCUGGAGGUUUACCAGAAAAGCUUGAAGCAGGCUCAGAGGCGGCUAUUGCAUAAGAAGGAGUUUGGUAACCCAGUUGUGCCCAGUUCUUCCUUAAGCCAAAAUGAGCUCGGGAAAGGAGAGCAGAUAAGCAGAGAGAAUGGGGUUGCUGAGGACACAGAAGAUGGAGAUCCAGGCACUCAGAAGGAGUGUGAGAGCAUCACCUGGCUCCUCCCUUCAAAGAAGAGGGAGACAGAAAGUCCAGGGCACAAUGUGGAAGAAGAGAAGAACUCUACUUCUGAUGAUGAACCAACCACGAGCUACUGCCAGGCCUCCCAGGUGCUGUCCACAGAAGGUGUGCGUGGAGAUGAGGAGCCCAUGCAAACUGCACAGAGCAUCUGCAUGUUGACCCCGCUUGGCAGUAAGAGGAGCCCAGACAUUGCCAGGGAAAACUCUGCAGAAGAAGAGAUCUCUGUUUGCCCAGAGACCCAGCCGAGUCCAUCAGAAGGCAUUGAGCCAGAGAGAGAAGAGCUUCCCUCGGUCAGCAAAGAUGCACCCAUGCAGGCUGGUGGAGAUGGCAGUGCUGUAUCUGAGGGCAGUGACACGGCUGCUGACCACGUUCCAUGCCCACUGUGUGACCGAGGCUUCCCUGCUGCGGAGAUCGAGCUGCACGCCAUGUACUGCAAUGGCAUCGUGGGAGAGGAUGCUGCCACGGACAGCCCAGCCAGCUGAAGGGCUUACAUGUGUGAGAGGAUCUCCGCGGAGCUGCCGAGCCGUUGCCUGCUGCUGCCCUGCAUGAAGCUGCUGGUUUCCCUCUGGAUGUGAGCCUUGGCUGGUACUGAGCGCAUCAAACACACUGUUCCCAUCGUCCUCCACUGAUGCACCUUUCCCACGUGAGCCUGGGAAAAUGAGGAUUUGGUAUAUUCCUGCUUCCCCAAGCCCCAGUACAACCUGGUGCAGCUGUCAAUCUUCAGAGCAACAGCAGCAGCAGUGCUGGUGCAGUCAAAAACCUCAUGACAUUAAUAAAGUGGCACUGAUACAAAGAGCAAUGGAAUGGAUGCAGAGAAAAGCUUCACCUCUUCUUAAAGACAAGAUGCUGGCAAUCCUGCCACUGCUGGGUCCUGCACGUAAAGCACUGUGGCUGGUAGGGAGAGUAAGGGAAGGGGGCUGGUGUGUGUUGGCAGGCUGUCCUCACCAGCACUCCCAAGGAUGCAAACAGUGGGGGCCAGCCCUGCUGGCACCGCUGUCCCCAUUCUCUGCCCCACACUUGUGCUGUCAGCAUCGCAGCUGGGGGUCCACCCCGGGCAUCUGCAAGCUGGUCCCAGAGAUCUCUAAUGGGCCCAUUAUGCCAGAUGUGUUCACUGCUUUUGAAAGAAAAUAGAACUGAUUAACACCUGAGCUAGUGCACGAGGCUCCCGAAACGGUGCUAAAGGAAUAUUAACAAGUGCACGCUGCUUCAGAGAGCAGCUUUCAGCACGCUGUCAAAUGCAUGUCAGUGGGGCUGCAGGCAAGCUGGGUGGCUGGGGGCUAGCUGUGCCCAUCAGUCCUCCUCAUCAGGCUGCCACUUCGAAUCUGGGCCAGGCCAAGUCAAUGAGACGUCCGCCUGUGAGAAAUGAGCUGCUGGAAUCAGCCGUCGCCCAUGAGACAAUGCCCGCAGCCCAGGAAUGCUCUGGAAAGGAAAUUUUGCUAAAAUUCUGAAGGAUUCCCUUUGUGCUGUACAAAAUUUUGUGCCUUCCCAUCUUUAUCACAGCUGAUGAGCCAACAAUCACAGUUUUGCCUUGCCUGUAGCUUGGACUCUGGCUUCUCCGAUUGCACACAGUAUGGCAGGUGAUUUUUCUGGGCGGUGCAACAGCUCCACGUGUUGCUCCUGUGUCCCACGACAGCUGCUGUGGAGCUGGAGUCUCAGAUGUCCCUGGUGGAGCAAGCUAAGCUAUCUGAUGUGCUCCCUAAGGAUCUUUGCUGGUGGUGUGUCAACAGAGAUAUGCUGAGAGGAAGUCAGCUGAAAGAGACAACAUUUAGACGUGCUCCCUGCAGAUGCCCGGAGAGCAGGUUUGGAAGGGCUGCUCGGGCGUGUGAAAGGAGCAGAAACUGUCAGACCUGCUGUCAGCAUGCUGGUGGGGCUGGGCUCUCUGUGGCCACCCGCAUAUCCUUCGGGGUCCCUUCCAACUUGGGGCAUUCUGUGAUUCUCUGGUUCUUCCCUGCAGCCAUUGGAGAGCAGUGCCAGUGCGACUCUUCAUCCGGAGCUGUGUGCAGGCAGUAGUAAAGAUCUCCUCUGUUUUGCAUGGGAAAGGGGGCCUGAUGGCCUGCAGGGCUGAAUGUUGUAACCUUCCCUUCCAAGCAAGACUUCCUCCUCCUACCCAACCUGCAGGCUGGUGCCCCCACACUCCCUGCAGCAGGCAGGGGGUUUGCCUUGGCAGUGAGCAGUGCAGCCAUGCUGGAGCAGCGGUGCAUCUCUUCUCCUAGGCUGUUGUGCUGCUGUGUGUCAACUUUAAAAUGACUGUGAACUGUGUAUUGUUGGUUCAGCAGUUUCUAUCAGAGGACAGGUUGGAGUGUGACACGGCGUGCUGUCUUUCAAGGCCUGAAAGGUAACUUCUUACAUGUCCCUGUGAAAACUGUUCAGCUGCCCCUUGACUGGAAGGAAGACCCUGCCCAUCCCAGUCCGGUAGUUGUCUCGCUUUGCAUCACUCAACUGCAGCACUGAGUAAAAGAGAUUGAAAGGUGCUGUGUUUGGACAUCCUGCAGGGUGGCUGGGAAUGGAUGGCAGUAACCAUUUCUGUUUUGCUUCCAGUGCUCACUCGGGGCCGGAGAGAGUCACGAAGUAAAGCUGCAGGUGGUGAAAGCAGCCAGACGUCCUCAGGUUCUGACAA
Phasianus colchicus (ring-necked pheasant) is the source of this 4490-nucleotide messenger RNA. The record is from RefSeq and is a predicted model, not a curated record. Lineage: Eukaryota; Metazoa; Chordata; Aves; Galliformes; Phasianidae.